AUGAUGAUGGAGAGUCAUGAACUGAUGGUUAAAGAACAGGUUAGUAAAUGCAACUUGACCAGCACGCUAUGAGUAGUCGGCACUGAUGUAGGCGGUCGUGACCUUAGAGCUAAGAAAAAAGUGACCUUCCUAUUUCGCUGUUGCAUGCUUUACCAAUUGAGCUACAGAUAACUCUUUGGUAAACAAAUGUAGGCCUUAUACCAGGUUCUCAUGUGACUGAAAACCACGUGGAUCAACGCUAUUGAUAGAGAACUAUGUGUACAUAAAUUUUUUCGAAAGUAACCUAGAUGGCAAUUUUUCAAUGGUCAAACCUAAAAAUGCUCCAUCUCUCUUACUCCAAUGUUGUUGACGUUGAGUACUUAUGCAUGCAAUUUUUUUCUGGAAGUGAAUUUCUGAUGCGGUGAAUGCUGUGGAGUGGUUAAGAUACUUGACAUACGAAGUAUCGAUUGCACAAAGUGUAGCUUCAGGCUUUUAGCGUCCUAAAUAUUUUUUUUUGUGUGUGAAAAACAAAAAUACUGUCAACUCAAAGGGCAGCCCAAAAACAUUAGCUGGAUUAGAUAGUGAAGUGGAUGGCAGGCAAUACUGUACAAAGAAAGUUCUAGGAUGGCUGAGGGUGGCGAAGGUUAAAAUGAAUUCCAAACAAAGAACAGUCUCAGUCUGUCGAGCUAUAAAGUUUGCAAGAUGCAGGGACCUUUGUCAGUAGCAAGCUUUGAAAUGAUCUUUUGACAGGUGGAAGUGAUGAAGAGCAAUGUCGAGUCAAGGGUGCAGGCCUUCCAACAAGAACUGGACAAAUUCAGUGCCCGCUGGCACCAACUGAAACCCCGUGACAUCGAUGAGUACAAGGACAAACAGUCGUGCCUGGCAGCAGUCAAUUCAAUCAACGAGAGAAAGGCAGAGUUUAGUGAACUGGAGGAAACGAUGAAAAAGCUCAUGUAAGGGCACAGAUACAUGUAGUUCAGUAACUUGGAGAUAGCGUAGACAAUGGUAUUCAUAUAGAACUUGAAUCUGUAUUACUUAAAUGAGAUUUUGAUAGAUCGCCCAGGUCACGGUUUUAAACGCGAUUAUGUGGUUUAGAAACCCUUUAAUUCAACUAUGCGCACUUGAAGUCUUCCUUUGAAAAACAAAUCAUGGCAAUCUAUAGGAAGUAAAAGGGUAAAGUUCCUUUAACUCUAAUUCAAAUCCUGAGUCGUGAAAGCGUUGACAAGUAAUUUUUUUAGCCUUAUUUCCCCACCAUUGCUGGUUCGCUCACUAGAUGUACUUUUUUUCGUGGCUUCUUUUGUCGUCGAUUCCCUGCUAGUUACCAACUUUUGAUCGACUUAGUGCAGAGUUGUAAGGUUUGCAAUGAACAAAUGAGAUAACCUUAAUUUUUCAGCUUUGAAUGUCAGCACUUUGGCGUUGCUGAGCCUCAGUUUACGGCAGCAGAAGAACUCAAAGUCGAUAUCUCUCAGCAUGAAGCAAUGUGGGGACUGUAUGAAGAGUUCAGUAACGGAUUGGAGGAGCUGGCUAAGGAAGACUGGAUAUCAUUCAGGUAAAUUAUACUGCUCGUUAACAAGUUAGGCUAUGGUAGGUUGUCGAGAGAUGUUCGGCACAUGAAAUUUGAAGAAAAACUACAACAGUGCGUCGUUAAGUUAUAAGAUAAUGAGGCCGUUCAUGACCUUCAAUGAAGGCGUCUCUAAGAGAGUCGACUGGGAGGUGGCACUUAAUGAAACUAUCCAAAGAACUGAAAAAAGUAAUCGUCCAAAUCAGGUCAGUUGGUGGCUACGAUUUAGUACAAAUCAAUGUUUCGUUGCACAGUGAAACCAAAAAAAAACCUGAAACUAGUAGUUGACAACAUUAAAUAGCAAUGCCAAGACGACGAUUUGAUGGAGUCACUACCCAACUAUUAAGCAAUAGGUUCAAAUAUUUUACGUUUCCUUGUCUCCUUUAACAUCUUCAUCUUUGCCACAAAACGUAAAGGACAACUAGAGUCAGAUAAAUUGUAGAAUAAUAAAAUAGGUGAAAUUAAUCGAAUAUGUUUGAGCUGCGUUGAAGAUAUUAUAUAAAGUGUUCCCCCUUCCUACAAUGCAAUUUGGCAUAAGCGUAGACAGAAGGAAUAACGACUACUGCAAUCUUUCUGUACAGGGGUCAUCUCUAUAGAUUUGAUGACUUUUUGACGGCUUGGUCCGAGAAACUAAGAGCUAAGGAACCAACAAGUAUGACUGUGAGACUGCAGAAAGAUGUCGACAAAUACAAGGUUAAGACUGAUCCAGUGACUAGGUUGUCGUUGUAAUGUACAGAAGUUUUGAAAACAGUGUAAGGCUUAAGUAAUCGCCUGAGCAGUAAAGCAAAAAGUCGACGUUUUGAACAUGAGCCCCGCAGUAAAGGACUCCUUUGUUACAUACCACUGGUUGUAGCCAGAGAGAAUCAUUCUGCCUUGCUCCGAAACGGAACAAACGCUUUAUAGCCUGUGAGGAGCAAGAAUCCUUUUCAGGGAGUGAAAAGCAAAGUGAUCGCAAAGCUAAACAUUACAGAGAACUGGUGAAAAGUUGGAAAGAUACAAGUGGCAUGGGAAACGCGAAUCGGGUCAUUGUUAAAUGUGUUUGGUUGGAGGGCAUGGCGCAAAUUUUCAAGAUCAAUUAUUCUGCGUGGUAAAGUUAGGAUAUUGCAUUGGAGUAUUAUCAAUUGAAAUACGUUCAAAUACUCUAUAAUUAGAUGUUCUAGUGUAUUGAAAUACGAUAAUUCCGAUUAGAGUGAGAAGACUUCAAUGUGUUCUCCUUUUCUUUAGAACAUUGUUCCUCUUCUUAAGUAUGUCCGUGGAGAGGCGUUAUCUCCUGACCACUGGUUAGAGCUUUUCAGGCUUCUGAAGAUGCCCAGAGGUACCAUCUUGGAGAAGCUGACAUUUGGAGAUGUUCUCGAGAGUGCUGAUCAAAUCAUUGCUCAUGCUGAUGCUCUUAAGGUGAGAUUAAGGUAACCUUAACUGGGUAAAUACCAACAACAGCCAACAGCCAAAGACGGCUCGUUACAGACCUACGCACAACCGCGUGAUCAAUUCUUAAGUCCUGUCGAUAUCAUGGUUAAGUGAGCUGUUUUCCCUCAAAGGCUAGGAAGUGACGUUCAUGAUAAGUCUUUUCUUUUGACAGGAACUAAACAGUCGGGCUCAAGGAGAAGUUUCAAUCAGGGAAGCCCUUAGAGAAUUGGAACUGUGGGGUGCUGGUGCUGUAUUCUCUCUCACGUCAUACGUAGACUCACACAACAAAGAGUUAUCCAUCAUCAAGGACUGGAAAGAUCUGGUCAAUCAGGUUAAAAAAAAAAUUCAACUUUGAAUUCAAUUUGCAAUUGUACGCAAUUGUUUCUUACAGCAAUGUAAUAGGGCCACUUUUACUCGGUGCAAUUUUUACCUUGUAAGGCAGAGCGAGCAUGCAGCUUUGUAUGCUAUUUUUUUAUGUUAGCACGACCUCUCAAUACUUGAUAAGGUUUGAUUCUCACUUUUUACAUCCAUCUUGUUUCGUCUCAAGGUUGGUGACAACCAAUGCCUGCUGCAGUCAUUAAAGGACUCUCCUUACUAUAAAGGGUUUGAAGACAAGGCUUCCUUAUGGGAAACCCGUUUAGCCGACCUUGAUGAGUAUCUUCACAACCUCAACCAAAUCCAAAGAAAGUGGGUUUAUCUGGAGCCCAUUUUCGGCCGGGGAGCUCUCCCCAGAGAACAGGGAAGAUUCAAGAGGGUGGAUGAUGAUUUUAGGUUUGUUAAAGUUAAUUUUUAUUGAGAUUAUCGACAUGAGUGAAAAGUAGAUGUCUUAAAAAUAAGGUAACGGUGCCUUCCGAAAGGAGGCAAUCGUGGGUCUUUUUUUUUUUUUGGCUAAUUUUUGUUUCAGUAUAUGCAAAUAAAAUGCUUGGGAUGGGUAUUUGCUCACCUGCAAACUUAUUAAAAAGCUAUGAUUCUGGUUGUUGAGUUAAUGUGCGUUAAAGGUAGCAGAAGUAGACGUGCACACUUAGGCUUAAUGAAAGAGAAAGAACGAACAAGUAAUGGAAAUUUACUCGGGCCACGAUAUGUAAAAUUGCUGCAGAUAUUGCCUUUACAUGUUUGUGUGCAUGAGGCGAAUUUUGAUACAUGUUGGUUGGUAGGUCUCAAAGUUCCCAUUUAACCGCAGGUGGGGUAAACUUUUAAGAGUUCUCGCUUAAUAUUGAUUUUUCUUUAUCAUUGCUUUUCCAUUCUAUUAAACAUGAAUGAAAUUUUGAAAAUGUUUUUGCUGUUCAGGGCCAUCAUGCACGACGUUUCAAAUGACAACCGAGUGUUGUCACUUGUGGCUCAGUCAGGCAUCAGAAACACUUUGGUUACACUCUUAGAUCAGCUGCAGAGAUGUCAGAAGUCUCUUAAUGAAUUUCUUGAGGUAAGAAUUGUAUUUCUAUAGAUUUUCAUUGUGCUUUUGGUAUAGAGAAAUGGGCAGAAUAGAUCUUAUUUCUGAAGAAGGUUGUAUCAAGUACCCAUUGAGCAAAGGGUCCGCUCUCAUUUUCGCUAUAAGCUAUUGUGUCAUUUCUUUUUAUACCAAGCACUUUGACGUUCUCUUUGGCAAUUAGCCUUUUCACCUCCCAAAGUGAUCACAUGCCAUUUCUCCGUACAACAGUUGAUAAGAAUAAGGUUAUCUUAUCUGCUAGAGUAAAGUAGUACAUGUAUCUUGAUUCAAGGUACCACUUACCUACAGUGACUAUUAAUUAGGAGUUGUUGAGUAACAAGAGAGCGGAAUCGCUUAUAAGAUAAGUUUCAUCAGCAAUGGAAGCCUAAUGGCUAAACUCAUUCAUACCUUGAAAAACAGAACAGAGAAAUGAAACUAACGCGAUAUCUCGUUAAAAAUAACGACGGAUUUCAACGCGUGUCGUUCACAUUGAGUAAUAAUUUCUCACACAGGAAAAGCGCGCGCUCUUCCCACGGUUUUAUUUCAUCGGUGAUGACGAUUUACUAGAGAUUCUUGGUCAAGCUACCAACCCACUAGUGAUUCAGUCGCACCUGAAGAAACUCUUCGCAGGGAUACACAGUGUUGUGUUUGAUGAUGGAUGUAAGACCAUUAUGGCCAUGAAGUCCCUGGAUGGGGAAGUUGUCCCUCUCAAGAGGCCAGUCACAAUAACUCCAGAGGUUGAGGUGAGUAGUAGUGGUGUGGUUUCCAAUGAGAGCUUGAGAUAAGUUUUUUUAUACUGAGUUUCGAAAGUAAUGCAGGACUGCAUUUUUUUUUUGCUACCCUUCAAUGAUUAGCCUGGUAACCUUUCGCCAUCUCUUCACUCAAUCAGAUGCAAAACUAAAGCUAAACUGAAGUAAACACAGCAACUACUCAGAACAAAGGUGAACGUCAUUAUUAGCUAAUGAGAACUCAAGAUAAAAACAGGCAAACUGUUUAAAGUGCAGGAAUGCGCGAGUGAUUAUUUCGUGACAAUUUGUAGUUUUGCAUCUGUUUGCUUGUGUAGAUGAUGCGAGAUUUCUUCUUAUCACAAUGCAAUGCAAAAGUCUGGACUGUUUUAAUUAUCCUCCACCGUUGUUGUUGAUGUUUUUUUUUUCAUUGAUAGGUUUGGCUCGGUGAUCUUGCUACUGAAAUGAAAGACACACUGAAAAAGCUGGUGGUUGAUUGUUUAAAUGCCAGCAGGAAAGGAGGAUCGAGUGGUGGAGUUGACCCUUCCAAGUUCCCCUCACAGGUGUGGAAGUUUUUUUUCUAUAUUCUUACGCAUCUAAGGUUCGGUUCAUGGCUGGUGUGAUGAGGCGUCUCGUGUCAGCAAGAAAUGGUCUCCGUAAAGAUAUUUGAUGAUAGGAAGUAGCCGCCUUUAACUAGGCACUACUACGACUUUAAUCGUUCUUUUCCUGAGAAGAUUUUAUACACAGAAUAUGAUUAUUUCAUGCGCUGUGUGUAAUUCGAAGUUUUUCAGGAAUUUAUUCUUGGUCAGCAACUCUUCAGUUUUGACUUGAGUUGUCAGAUAACGGUUUGUACAACAAUUUUGCCAAGAUAUUCUUAACAGUUAUCAGUUAUUGAUAGUAGUAUUAUUAUAAUUGUUAUUAUCAUUAUUAUCUUAUUUCGCACAGAUACUAUGCCUUGCUGAACAAAUUCAGUUCACAGACCGCUGCGAGGCGGCCAUCAAAAGCAACUCCCUCCAAGAGUUUCAGAUCGAGAUGGAGUCCCAACUGGAAUCUUACACAAACACUGAGAUCGGAGGAGGGAACUCAUCUGACUCGGAAUCUCGUGUUUUGGAACUCAAGCUGAAGGCGCUGAUCCUGGAUACGAUUCACGCCAUUGACGUGGUACAGCAGUUGAUCAAGCACGGAGUCAAGUCACUGGACGACUGGAUUUGGCAGAAGCAACUUAGAUUUUACAUGCAGAAACAAAGGGGUCUGUUGAGCAACGAAAGUUGUCAUUGGUUCUCUCACAAUUGUGAAACAAAGAAACUUCUGAGUCCCACACGAGGGAUUGAAUCCCACGCAUUUGGCACUUCAAUGCUCUACCACAGGACGCUCUUGUCACCGCUUAUCCAAGCGGUAUAUAGGAAGCCUGUGGUGUAUAUAACCUAGAAAUCGCCCUGCUUACCAGCGAGUUCUCUGAAGUUCAGUGGGGGACUCCGAUGUUUUUCUUUUUCCCAAGCUAGUUAGCUAACAAUUUACCAUUUUUCUUUCUAUGCUCACACAUAAGAGUUUGAUUAGCUUUAGUUGCAUGUCUUUUCUUAUGCACGCGAAAGAUAGGUAGGGCGGUUCGCAGACAAGGGAGACUGUUUCGGUUAUGCCACGAUAUUUCGAGUCACUAUUUCUAGGAUUUUUCUCGUGAUAAUUUUUGGAUGAAAGGUUUAAGCUAGUAUAGUAAGUUAAGAAAUGAUUGACGAAGUAACGGCUAUCUUUAAAUACGCUAAGUUUUGAUAGCGAAAAAGAGAUUAACAGAGACGCGUUGUUUUCAAUCUUCAUAUUCUUGAUUUUUCCUUUUAGUUUGGUGGACUUGUUGCACACAUGAUUCUUAGAGUUAAUUUUGAAUAAUUAUUUUACUUCGCAGAAAUCUGUUUGAUUCGAAUGUGUGAUGCCGAAUUCUACUACACUUACGAAUAUCAAGGAAAUGCGGCCAAACUUGUGCACACUCCUCUCACGGACAAGUGUUACCUAACUCUCACCCAGGGCAUGCACAUGGGGCUUGGUGGAAACCCAUAUGGGCCGGCAGGAACCGGGAAGACUGAGUCAGUUAAAGCUCUGGGAGGCUUGUUUGGCCGGCAGGUUCUUGUUUUCAACUGUGAUGAGGUAAGAAAAUCAAACGCUUCAGCGAUCCUGCCAUUUAUGUUUAACCUCUAACUCCCAUGAAUGACCAAGACAAAAUUUCUCCUCACAAAUCAACUUAAUAUGAAGCAGACGAGUGAUGAGAAUAAAGAAAAAUAUUAACCAAGGGAUUUUUAGUUGAUCCAAUACCAAAUUCUCCAAACUAAAAUCACGAGAACUACAGUUUGUUUAUCACAGACAGUAAGGAGAAUUACUGAUGAGAUCUUGGGAGUUAUAGGCUUAAGCCUCCUCGUGCAAGUGCGAGUUCUCUUAAGCUGAGUUUCAAGAGCAUCUGAGCUGAAAUCGAUGCUGGCUGUAGUUAGAAUCUUAACAAGAGAAUCAUUCAAAUUUUACUUGUUCCAUUAUCGUGAUAGAUGUUUACUAUUUAUCUUACCUUAAAAAAUGCAUGCUUUCUGAUGAGCAGAGUUCAAUAAUUACUCCAUGUCUUUGUUUUUGUAAUUUGCAUUGUUUAAUUGAUAAUUCAACUUGUACAUUAAGGGUAUUGAUGUCAAAUCCAUGGGUCGUAUCUUCAUCGGGCUGGUGAAAUGCGGAGCGUGGGGCUGUUUUGAUGAGUUUAAUCGUCUGGAGGAAGCCGUGUUGUCUGCUGUGUCUAUGCAGAUUCAGACCAUACAAGCUGCGCUCAAGAGUAAACUGUCCUCCACUGAGCUGCUCGGGAGACAGGUACAGUAUGUUUGGAUUUGUAAAGCUGGAUUUCUUCUACACUUGGGUGCUGAAGUGGAUUUCAUUUGGCUUGUUGUGUUUUUAGAGUUAAUGCAACAGUUUUAUCCAAUUAAUCGUUCUUUCACGAUGUAUUUAUUUUUCAGUUGGAGCUCUCGUGGGCACUCUCCUGCAAACACUUCGUGUUUACUCUUGUUCACUUGCUCUUUUUUUUUUCCUUUUCCGAUGGCGCGGUCCGCCUACGCCAGUUUCAACUGUAUUUUGUUCAUUAUUUUCAUUUCAUUUAAAGGAAAUUUUCAAACCGAAAUUACACCUAAGCGCAAGAUGCGUCCUCCACACGGCGCACACCAGUAAAAUGAUGAAAUCAAUUGCUAAAUAUCGUUUGAAAUGCGUUCUCUCUCUCUCUCUAUGCAUUAUAAUGUGUUAGCUCUUGGGGAUAAACCUGAUAUUAAACUAUAUUUCCCAGCGUUUCCAACUUACCACACUAAUCACACAAUGAACUCUGUUUUUGCGAACUACAAGGUCGUAAAUAUAUAACGUCUACUUUAUCUAUUUUUCACCUGUAAUGCUUAAAGCAAUUUACAUGAUCUUUACUUUGGGUUUUCUUUAUUGUAGGUUGAGUUAGAUCCUAAUUCAGGGAUCUUCAUCACUCUAAACCCGGCGGGUAAAGGCUACGGGGGACGUCAGAAACUUCCAGAUAAUCUGAAGCAGUUAUUCCGUCCUGUGGCCAUGUCUCGACCCGACAACGAACUGAUUGCUGAAGUAAUCAUGUUCUCAGAAGGGUUUAAGGAAGCCAAGAGCUUAGGGAGAAAACUGGUGGCCAUUUUCAAUUUAUCAAAGUAUGAUAGUACACUGAUAAGUGUUUAAUGUUGAACUUAAUCCGGAAAUGCAUUGUGUUUUCUUCGCUUCGCCCUGUGAUUGGUCUGGAAAACUCGUGCUACCUUGUUACUGAGCCAGAUUAAAAACUAAAACCAAUGGCGGCUUGCUCAGUCACGUGCUCGCACUGAUAUGCCUGUUUGCUUGCAUUGACUUUAAUUUUAAUUUAAUAAUUCUGUUACUUUCUGUUUGUUCUGAUGAACUCGAAUGAGAGAAGUGGGAGAAUUGACGAUAACGUAAUUCGAACUGAAAGAGUUUUUGUCCUUUGAUUUUUCAGGGAACUGUUAUCCCAACAGCAACAUUAUGAUUGGGGGUUGCGUGCACUGAAGACUGUUCUGAGGGGAUGCGGAAACCUGUUACAGUCGCACAAACAGACGAACGGACAAGGUAGGGCUGAGUACACCCCGAACAGAGGCUAAGGAAAAUAGAACAAUUGUAAUCACUUGUUUAGUUACUUUUUAUGUUCCUCCUUGUAAUUUCAUUUUUAAGAGGAAACAGAGCUUCGGACCCGGGUAUAAAUUUCAAUUUUUUAGUAAGGACCAAUGUGAAGCUCCAUUAACGCGGUCUCAGAAUCUUUCUCUUUUGCAAAAGCUUGACUGAAAGGAAGUAAGACUAAUUGUUGUUAACACGAUUCGUGCGCUAAAGGAUAUUCGUGCUCAAGAAUGUAUCCUUCCUCAAAGAAACUAGCCGCACUUAGCGAUGGCAAAGUAAAACUACCUAUCCCAGCAAAGUAUUUUUGAAAGAUAGGUAAAAGUCACUGCAUUUCCCAGGAAUGCGGCGAUGGAGAGAAAUGUGCAGGGCGACCAAAAAUACAGCUGACUGUAUCCAAAUGCGGUGGCAGUUACGCUCUAAGUGUCUCCAUCUCUUCCGAUUACGUGCAGCAUUUUUUCAUUAGUAGCAUUAGGUUAUUAACAUUACAGAAGCUUUGUGUCUGGGCGGAUAUGCAUUCGAUAAUACAAUCAGCUGAUUUUUUAUCUAAACAGCCCUCCGUGAACCAGCAAAGAAUACGACAUCCUUAAAAUCAGACCUACAAAUGUAACCCCAAACUUUCUAUACCUCAUUUUUAUUCCAUUCAGAGAAACGUUCGAAAAUAAACUAGACUUAUGGUGAUGAAAUGAGCUUCAUUAUUCAUGGAAAUACCACAAACUGAUGCCAGCGUUUACAACGAUGCUCUCAAGUUAUCAGUUUCAAUUUUUGUUUUGAUAUUGUUUGUGUGAAACAUUGUAGUGUAUUUUGCUGUGGGUUUAAAAUGACUGAGAGGUUCUUUAUACGUGUAGUUAAAAAAGUCUUUUGAAAUUGCCUUGAAAACUGCUUUGACCUUACUUGUUGCUCACUUUUAGUGGUACAAAUUAUACUUACUCCUGUGUUGAAUGUUUUUACAAACUUCAAAUAUACUAUGAAACAUAAAUCGCAGUAUGUUGUCGUCGAAUGAAAAUUUGUCGAUCCGCACACAUCACACAAUCUGAAAUGUUCUUAGAAUGCAAAUAACAAUGCCUGCCUUUAAACGACUUUUUAUUCAUUACAAUCAUAGCAAAAUGUUGAAUAUUAUGAUAUUGAUAUAUUCUUUCUUCAAACUGUUUGCAUCAAUUUUUUUAACAGCUUAUUUGGAAUUUUUUCUUAAUUUGCUGUUUAUAUAUUUUUUUUACGAUUGACGUUAACUUGCGUGUUGUCAUAAACUUCGAAACUUGUAUUGAUUUGUCGAUUGAUUCGUUUAAUUAAUUCGUCCUGCUGUAACAAAAUUGACCUCGUAUCGUAAAACCUACCAACACAAGUCUUCGCUUCGAAAAAGGACUGAUCAAAGUCUAAUGUACAUGCGAUUAUUCUUGUUAAAUUUCACGUGUCCAUCAUCAACAAAUUACUGUACAAACAAAACAAGUAUCUGGUUUCAAAAGGUAACGAAAUUUUUCUUGCGUGGGGCGUCUCCAUCUUUCCGACACGUAUUCCGUUGCAAUCGAUGAUACCCUAGUUUGUAAAAACAUCUGCGUUGGGUGUACUAGAAUUGCCUUUAAUGUCUCUCAGCCUUUAUCUGUCAGAAGUGAUCUACUGAGGAUGUUACUUCUUAAAAUUUUCAAUACAUUCCUUAGUAAAUGUGUGAUAAUAAUGGACAUUGCAAAGUGUUCUGCAGGAGAUGCGAAGGAGCGACGAAAUUCUGUCCCGCUAACUUAGUUGGAAUUCGAACACUGAGCCAUUUCUUCCCUGUAGACAGCGCACGAGUUCAAUUUGGCUCACGGCAGCUACACAACUGUCUAAUCGCGUCCUUCAUUGCUUGUUUUACAUCUCUGAUCUUCCAGCAGUAAAGAAUUGGGUUCAGCGACGAGUUAAGGUAAACAAGCGACAAGACAGUGUACUCAAACAUUUCAGGAAUAACGGCUGGUUCUUUUAUGAACAUCAUGAAAUACACGCUAAAGGGAAGAUAGCAGGCAAAUAAUCCUAGCUGUACCCAUGCUAUGGUGGAGACUGUUCUCUUGUAUCGUGCUAAAUUUAAUGCGGUUGCUACGAAGCCGUUUGUCGCUGGAUGUUGUUGAACAUGGCCCUGUACAUGCAGUAACUGGUAUCGGAGACGAAAAUAGAUCUUGAUGUAAGAAAAGGCGGAGAUAACGAGAGAAACCAACAUCAUGGCAAGGUAUAUGGAUUGAGGUACUCGAUCUAUAACAAAAACCGAGCCGAGAAACGCAAAAUUAAAAAACAAAAAAGAAACAAGAGCCGCUUGGACCCGCCUUUAUGUAACAACUUGUCUGUAUCUUAGCCCUAAAUACAGUGCGAGAAGUCUGUCCACACUUAUUGCAGUUGCUGUCAGGAGAGAUAGUCCACACAAGAAGCACAUGGAGGUUAUCUGAAUAACGACCGAUACGCUCAAGUUGAAAUAUAAUUCGUGGCUCAGAAGAUUAUAUACGAACAGCGGUUGUGAAAUGAGUCCAACGCAAAGAUCAGUAAACGCCAGACAUCGAAACAUCAGUUUUGUUGGAGGAAAAAUCGAAGAUACCUUACAAAAAGAAAUUAGGAUCAGAAAAUUGCCAAGCGAUGCAGUGAUGGAGAAAAAUAGGUUUAGUACAACGAGAGCCGCAACCACCUCUACUUGUAGCAGGGAGGUUUCCAAUGAAAAGUUUCCCUCCAUAGCAGUUUUAUUCGUCAUUUUCCUAGAGCGAUGUUAAGCUGGUUUGAAGCAAAGAAGGCGCGUCUAAAGUCUUCCAAGCGUGACCGCCUCAUCUGAUUAUGCGAAAUUAACAGCGGAUCCUUUACACUGAUCUUUUUCUUCGCUGCGUUAAUGGAUAUUUUAUUAUGUCGAGUAAAUCAGCGACGACGCAUGGGUUUUUUCUGAUUGACUUUAAGAACUUUCAGCUUUUACUUCUGUCAGGUUUGUCAGCGAAAUUUUUUAUGUUCAAUCAAGUGACAAAUUGGCAAGUCACCUUGAAGUAUGGUCGGUGAUUAAAAGCAUGUAUUCAAGAGAGCAACAUGCUCCGAACCUAAUUUGAUCCUCAUCCCUUGUGGACAGAUGGCUAAAAAUCAGCUUUUGUCCUUCACUGCUUGUUUCGCCUCUCUGAUCUUCCAGCAAUAAAGAUUGGGCACACAGAGAAUUUAAAUUACCAAGGUUUAAGAAAACUCGCAAAACAAUUACAGAAGUAUUCCCUGUAAAUGUCAGGAGCUUCCUUUCAAAUACGCGAAAGGGAAGAUAGCGAGCAAAUGAUGCGAACAGUAUCCAUUUUUUAAGGGAAACUCUUUUUUUGUACCGUGCCACGUCCAAAGUAGUCUCUUAAGGCUGUUCUCUCUGUGGCCCUACAAACGCAAUAUUUGAAGGUAGAGACCAACAUAAAUCCUUGUAUUAGAAAAGACGAGAUAAACAGAGAGUACAAUAUUACGAGGUGAUAUCAAUAUGAGAACAAGAUAUCUGAAUGUCUAUUUGAAAUAAAGAAGGAACCAACGAAUUGAGGUUAAAAAUUUAGGUGCUCAAGAUAAAUCCUCGAAUCCGCCUUUAUUUGACAGCGAUCGUGUGAAAACAAGUUUUGCCUUCACAAAUGAACGGACGGACGGGGACAACUCUUAAAAACUCUUUCUGGGUAAAGGCUUUCCUUGGGGGCACUCGCUGGCUGCGGGAAGGUAACCGGAAUCUAUUACGGUUGCUGACUAUCCUUGAGAGAAUGACUAACGACAACAGGGUUGGCUCCAACGUAGAUUUAUUCUGCAAGCUCGACUACAAUUUUGACCAGAACGGACCUGGCCAGGGCUGGUUCAACCCUGCUCUACUCCCUUCUCUUUUCCUCCCACUAAGCUUUACAGAACAGUCCUAUUUAAGCUUAACGUACAUAGAUAACGUAAUGCCAUGAAUAAUCUAACGAAUCAUGUAAUCUAAUACACUAUUGGCUAAGUAGGAAUUUCGCCUUUUGCAACAUUAAUUACUUUUAAAGAGUUCCGGUGGAUAACAGUUACACAAAAAGACAUGACAGGUGGCUGUUACAGUUUAACACUAACAACAACUGUUUACGGGUGACUGAAGGAGAACUGGUAGCGUUUACGCUUUGCUGAACUAAGUUUUCUACGUGGAAUAUUGUAUUUUUGAAGCGUAAGCAUGAAAGAACUCGAUAACUAAAAAUCACUAAAAAUCCUAUCGUUACAAUCGGCAAUUCGUUUGAUGGCAUGUUUUAAUGAACAUCACUUUAGUUGUCAAACAGCCUUCUAACUUUGACUGUGACACCGCUUUUUUAUUAAACAGCACUUUGAUUGUUAAAAAGCCAUCUAUCAAAAUUUGCCAGAGGGUUCUAUUUGGGUACAAUUAGGCUUUCAAAUAUAUGGCGGCUUUUUUGUUAUUUCUGUCAAAAUUUCGAAAUGCACAGAUGGAAAAUCACACUUACAUAUGUGCAUGUGACGAUUCCGAUUCUUGCGUUUAAUUUGGUAAGAGCAAUUAUGUAGGAAGCGUCACAUGAAAAAAGCUUCUUCUUUGACCCUCCGUCUAUUCAUAACUUAAAAAUCUUUUAACUCACCUGUCACUUACACAUUACAUACCUGUAAAAUGCCCCGAGUUACAUGCAAACUUCAAUGAAGCAGCUAGGUUAAGAAAGAUCGCAAUUCUCUUAAAGGAAGCUGCCUGCUUAAAAAAAAAGCUUGUGUAAUUGUCAUGAAAACUGUUUCACACCUUUCUUGGUGAGCCCCCUUUUUUGCAUUACUAAGCCGCUAUCGAAAAAUUAUAACGAUCGAUCGAAAAAUACCCUAAAUAUCGAAUUUUAGUCAAGCUGUGUCGAUUUGCAUUUAGUACGUUAAAAUGUUAUUAAAAUGCAAAUAAAAGAGCCUGUUUGUUUUUUUGUUAGUUUGUUUGGAGACUUUUUGUAUGUAAUAAUCAUCAUGUUGAAUAUUCUAAUAUUAAUUUUUUGGUCCAGUUAUACUUCUACAGUUGUCUUUAUCCGUCGUUUAUACGAUAUUAAAAACCAAAUUCCAAAUAUUUUGAACGAAGGUUUACACCCUGCACGACAUUUUAAACACGUUCCACAUUAAAUUCUUUCCAUUUGUUCGUUAUUUCAGAAUUUCGCUCUUUUUCAUCCGCGCCAUUAUGUUUUAAUUCUCCUAUUUCAGUGAAUGCUAAGGUGGAGGCUCGCUUAGUUGUUCAAGCCCUCCGUGUGAACACACUGUCCAAGCUGACGUUCGCAGAUUCCAAGAGGUUUGACUCCCUUGUUCGAGAUAUCUUCCCUGGUGUGGACUUCAAAGGCGUCGAGUAUGCUGAAUUGGCGGAGGCACUGAGAACCUCAGCUCAGGAAUCCAACUUGAUGGUCAUGGAAACUCAGGUGAUCAUUGCCGAGAAUUACGGCUAACUAUAAAUAAAGGGUAAUUUAGUAUUAUCAACUGAGUUGAUAACAUAAAUUGGCCACCGUAAAGAGUUUAAAAGCUGACGUUUCGAGCGUUAGCCCUUCGUCAGAUCAGCUUUUAAACUCUUUAAGGUAUAGCCAAUUUACGUUAUCAACUCAGUUGAUAAUGCUAAAUACCCUGUUAGACUCUCCCAUCAACGCAGCACCAUGGUUUCUUUAGAAAUUUACCCCUUCAUUAACCAUAAAUACACUGGGCAUGAAUGUAGUUACCUUUUGAAACAAACUUACAUUAGGCAGAUAUUACAAGAUAAUCAUUUCAAACUAAUAGUUGAUGUGAGGGGUGUACCUUAACAUUGAGUCGAAUAAUUUUCACUUGAGCGUCGAAAGUAAUCUCAGAUUGCAUUAGUCUUCACAUUUUUUUUUUCGCUCUGUGAUUGGUCAUGAAGACUCGCGCCAUCCUCUCAACCAAUCAGAUACGAAACUGGAACCAAUCGUGACUCGGUCACACUUGUUUUCCCGCGCUCCAGGCAGUUUGCGUGAUUUUACUUUGUCAGAAUUCUCGUUGUUUUUGUUCUGCUUGGCCGUUGUGUUUACUUGGUUUUGGUACUGCAAUAUGCUAUGGCGAAUUGCUAAUAAGAAUGCAACAGAGAGCUGGAAUAUCGCUAUAUCUCCAGGCAUUUCUUAACACUAGGUGGAUAUAUUUAUUUACCCAGGUGAAGAAAGCACUCGAAUUGUACGAGCAGCUUCGUCAGAGGAUGGGUGUUGUGGUCAUUGGUCCCUCGGGCUCAGGAAAAAGCACCAUCUGGAAGCUGCUACGCCUUGCCCUUGGUAAAGUGGGCCAGACAGUGAAGCACUACACCAUGAACCCGAAAGCGAUGCCGCGAACUCAGGUUGAUGUUAUGUUAAAGCGUAACUUACUUUCGAACAACAAUGUUGCGUUCUUAGUCGUGGUUAAGUAAUCUUUGGUCCCCGUUCUCCCUUACCUACUUGUUCCCUUGCUUCCCCAAUAUUUGGUAUCCAAUGCCUGGUCUUAAUCGUGGUCAAGUAAUCUUUGUUCCCCGCACUCCUUUACCACCCAAUGCCUGGUUAAGUAAUCUUUGGUCCCCGCUCUCCCUUACUCACUUGUUCCCUUGCUUCCCCAACACCUGGUAUGAAGGCUAUUCUUUAAAUUCCACAAAUCUGGUUGUUUUUAUAGAGGGAAGGAGACAGGAAACUUCGUAAAGUUUAAGAUUUAGGUCUAGUACUUUGACGCUUUGUGUGUUUUGGUCUUUAUCAACGUCUGGAAACAGGUUUUUUUUUAAAAAAUCCUUAAUAUAAUGCAUUUAAAAGCGCAGCAAUAGGCCUGAUCGUACAAUAUUUUAGAUAGCUUGCUAAUUUCGUCGUCAUGCAAAAAAGCUAACGUAAACAAGUAAACUUUGAGGGUUAAUUUUUUUACGUUUGUUGUUGUUUUUUUGGUUUGUUACUGUAUGCAAAUAGACACUGCAGUUAAGACAACUGUUUGCUUUGUGUCAUAACCAGAAAUUUGCAUAUCUUAUUCCACCAACAGCUUCUAGGACAGAUUGACAUGGACACUCGCGAGUGGUCGGACGGAGUUCUAACGAAUGCUGCCCGGCAAGUCGUUCGUGAACCAAUCGAUAUCCAGUCGUGGAUCGUCUGUGACGGUGACAUUGAUCCGGAAUGGAUCGAAUCGCUGAACUCAGUUCUGGAUGACAACAGAUUGCUGACAAUGCCCUCCGGUGAAAGGAUUCAGUUUGGUCCGAAUGUGAACUUCCUUUUUGAGUCUCAUGACCUGAGUUGUGCGUCACCUGCUACGAUUUCGCGUAUGGGGAUGAUAUUUUUAAGGUAAAGCAGUUCGAGUGGGUAUAGAACUGUCGCCCAGCUUUAGUGAAUACCGUAUAAAUUUAAUGAGAAAACAUUUUCAUUUUCUCCUGAUAGUGAUGAAGACACCGACGUCAAAGCUCUGGUCAAAUCUUGGCUCCAGAGCCAACCCGAGGAGGAUCGUCGCAUGUUGGAAGCCUUCUUAGAAGAUCAUUUUUACAAGGCAUUGGAUUGGGUGCUAAAACAGAACGAGUUUGUAGUGGAGACAAGCUUGGUUGGCGUGGUCAUGAAUGGCCUGUCCCACAUGCAUGGCGUCAAGGUGAAGUCAGAGUUCGCCUGCAGUUUGAUCAGAGGAUUGGGAGGCAACCUGUCUUCAUCUGCCAAGACUGCAUUCGCUAAGGAGGUGACUUAUUAUGUGUCUGUGAUUUCUAAAAUGAUAGAGAUACUGUGGGAAUGGUUGAUGUCUGAUUUCCACUAUUACUCCGCUUUGUUCAAGUGAAUGUGACCUCAAUUAUCUGCAGGGCGAAGUCUUUCACUUAUGCAUUAUAGCUUUAAAUGAACAGAUUGAUGAUUCGAGUCUAAAAGUUCUUGGUUAUAUUAAGACUAUACGGUACCUCGGUAGUGCAUUUCAUAACAUAUGUUUGCGUAAGAAUCUUUGUGAUCUCUGUUCGCUUGAUGGUUGGUCCCUUUUGGAAACCAAAACCAGUGAUAGAUAUUUUUUGCUCAAAGAUUCCAUUGUUGUUGGUUGCUCGCAAAAACUCCCUUUGUGUUAUUUAAUGCCAUUAUGUUUUUGUGUGGCUGAAAAUAUUUUUUGACAGGUGUUUCAUUGGACUCAUGAGAUGCCGCCGGAUCAGAAGAGGCCGUUGGACACAUAUUAUGAUAACGACAGAGGAAGACUGGCUUCAUAUCAGUUGGAGGUGAGUUGGUGCCAGUAUUUACCUUGUCUCAGCGACUAAGAAGGAAAUUGACAAUGUUGUGGAGUAGAACGCUAUGGUAAAGUCACAUAUUCGAAGCUUAUAGCUCUAGGCACCAGUUUUUCAAAUGACGGAUAGUGCUAACCAAAGGCUAUCUAGCGGACAAGAGUUAAUGAAACGUACUACGCUAUUCCCAGGAUAGAGAUUUAUCUAGUGAAUAGCGUUAUCCACCCUUCGAAUAUCCGGGGCCUUCUCAAGCAAUGUGACGGCAGUCUUCCAAGCGUCUUCCUUUGAUAUUUGGAUCGGAUAAAUUCAAGGACAGAACCAGAAAUGUGGUGACCAAUCGUUUGCAAUAGCUCUUUUUUUUUCUUACUUUCUUUUAUUAUCUCUUUAAAUUCGGCCACGACAUUCCGCACUGAUCUAUUAAUCUGUCUCCUUCCAUACCAGGUCCCAGACUCUCUCAGUGUAAACGAACUAAAUCAAAACUCAGGUCUUUUGCCAGUAAUUCAGACCGCGGACAUCAAGAGAGGUCUGGACAUGUUUUCUCCUUGGCUUCACCCAGAUCAAAAGAAGCCUUUCCUGUUAGUCGGUCCGGAAGGGUGUGGCAAGGAGUAAGUCUCUGUUCUUGUUGUUUUUGUCGCUGCUGCAAGUGUCCCUGCUUAUUUGUGCCCAGAUACAGAGGGGCACUAACUGGCGAGCACUAAUUCCGCUCGUGUGGACGUUGUUUCGAAGACUCACUCUAAUGACAAGAUCAUAUACUAUAAACUUAUUUCUUUCCCAUGUAGGUUUCAAAAUCUUUUAAGGCUUUUUCACUUUGCGUAAUUGUGCCCUGAUGCAGAAGAGCACUAAUUGGCGAGCACUAUUUCAGCUCUUGUGUAUGCUGUUUCGAAGAAACAUGGGUUUGGAAGACCCAUUCUAAUGGAAAAAUCAUAUUCUAUAAAAUUUAAUUCACUUUGCGUCUUUGGUUCGUUAAUGUCUAGGCUUCUGUUAAGGCACUGUUUUGAGCAACUUCGCUCGACCCAAGUCGCUGUGGUGCAUUGCAGUGCCCAGACCUCUCCCAUGCAUGUUCUCCAGAAGCUUCAACAGUGCUGUAUGGUGAUUAGUUCCAAUACUGGCCGAGUGUACAGACCAAAGGACUGCGAGAGACUGGUACUCUACCUCAAGGACCUCAACCUGCCAAAACCGGACAAGUGGGGAACUAGUCAGCUCAUUGCCUUUUUACAGCAGGUAAAAACAGUUUUGACAACAAUCUAACGGUAAUUUAUGAUGGAAGUGGAAGUGAUGUAGAAUCCUAUUCUAACUACAUUUUGCAGCUUUUAUGCAGGAAUAUUAUUGUGCUUCAAAUUCAAGCUAAACUUUGUAGCCCUCGAGUACUUCUUAAGCAUACUACACUUACUGCUACUACUGUGGCAUUAAUUUUUGCAAUGAACGCAUUACAAUUCUAUAGGUCCUGACCUACAAGGGAUUCUAUGACUCGAAUCUUGAAUGGGUUGGUCUUGAAGGUGUUCAGAUUGUGGCAUCCAUGAGCGCUGGGACAGGCAUGGGGAGACACCAGCUGACAACCAGAUUUACAUCCAUCGUUGGUGUAUGUUCCAUAGGGUAAGAAUGAUAAAAUAUUGUCUCUCCGGUCUGUGCGAGGACUAGUAGUAUGGUUAAUGUUCCCUUGGAAAGUCACUCCGGUUGGAAGUUGCUUGGGUAAAUAAGACAGAAAAAAUGAAUUGAAAUUUUAAGAAACAUGAAAAUUCUUAGCCACUUUCUAAUAAUUUUUUUCCUAAAUGGCAUCGUCUCACCUUUUAAGUUAUGUUCUUGUGCAGCAAUGAAAUGGGUUAAGUGUUUUAGAAGAAUGAUAUUGGGUCGCUUGUCUACACUACCUUUAGAAAACACAAGAGUAUCCUCCAUAGAAACUAAACCUACCAUUAUUCGAAGCGUUUUUUUUCUUACAGAGCUGAAACAAUAUGAUUGCCCUUUGAAAGCUUAAAAUGUCUGAACAAACCUGUUGAGCAAUUAAAGAUGAUUAAUGUAUCUGAGCUAUAAACAGAUUAAAUAAAGCUUAGGGGUCAUUCUAGUCUUUAAGAGAGGAGUGAGAAACUUCGCUGUACUCCGUGUGGUUUCUAUGUGUUAUUUUGACAGGUCAGGAGAAAUGUUUUUUAGAAUAUUUGCCUUCCGCUAUGUUAAUCCCCAAUUACUCCUCUCUUCUGUAGCUAUGCUGAUCGAGAUCAACUGCAAGCAAUCUACAGUGCAUACCUUCAGCCCGUGUUAAGUUCAUCCCUGAAGUCCCAUCCAGUGUGGGGUGCGGUGAAAAAUGUCCACACUUUGGCCGGCUCAAUGGUUUCUGUGUACGAACAGGUCAGUGGCUAGCCUUAAAACAAAAUCAAAAGAAGUAGGAAGGGAUGAUUCAAACGUUUUUGUCGGUUAGUUUUUAACUGAAACAUAUUUAGCUCUUGUUUACAGCUGGCAGUGUCAAGGUUACCGUAUAAUCGAACGAAAAAUUGAUCACUGACUCUGUACAUUUAUUUCAUCCAAAAGGACGUUAGACCGAUAUCUGUUACUCUCAAAAUGAAAGCCAGACAACCAGAUAGAAGUUCAGUUGUUGUCGUUUCCCGUUCGCGUAAACGUAAAGUUGCUUCUUAGUUUCUCUGCUUUAAGAGGUUGAAAUAGUAAAGACAGUGUCUCUCAAAUAGGAAGGCAUUUAAAGGUGAGUUUGUAAAUGAACCUCAAAUAUUUUCCUUGUACAUUGUUUUACGGAUAACGAAUUGUACACGAAAAUUUUGGACAACUGUGUUGGGUUAAAAACUCCUAAAAAAUAAAUGCGUCUCCCUUGAUUUUCUAGUGUAAGUUUAAGUCGUGACUUAGGAAUUGCACGAAAAGUUUCACGGUCGGGAAACAAAUAUAUGUGAAAUGUAAGUAAUGGUUAAACCUCCCUUUGUUGUUUUGUUGGUUUCCUUAAACUUUAAUUAUUCACUUGAUUUUCUCAGGUUCGCUCCAAGUUUACUGUUGACGACUUUUCUCACUACCUGUUCACCCCGCGUGAUCUGACUAAUUGGAUCCAAGGUCUUUUGCGGUACAAUCUGGACUCAGGAUCUGGGGAUAGCUCCACUCAGCAUCUCUUGGAAAUCUGGGCUUACGAGGCACGUCGUCUUUUCAGGGACAGACUUGUAGGAAAACAAGGCCUAGAUAAAUUCGACAGGUAAAAUCAGUUUGGGAAGUAUUAGUUUGAUGAUUUAUUUCUUUAUCUAUCCCAAAAAGUUGCUUUAUCUAUCCCAAAUCGUAGCGAAGGGUUAUCACAACAGGGAUGGGGAUAAGAUGGGGCACUACAGGCUGGCAAAAAGGGAAAAAGCACCGCAAGCGUUUUCCAUCCUUCUGGUAUAUCUAAAGAUUUCAAAACAAUUUUAUCAGAGCUUCAUGUCAAUGCGCGAAUUGCGUUUUGCUAGAAUUGAUUACGGAACUCAAUGACUCCGAUCAUUCCAUUAUCAAUGAAUUACUAAUUAAAAUAAACAAAGAGGGUCCAAUGAAACUUUUUGACAAAAUUUGGGAUUAAUUUAGCAUUCUAGCCUCCCAACUGCGUGCUGAUUGGUCUGUUACUCUUGAUCGCCUUGACAACAAGUAUUAUGUCACAUGGGGUAGCAGUCUCACUUCUGCAUCAGCACCCUCAAGUAAUGCCGGGAAAGAGGGUGAAGCGCCUGUAGCCACGACGUCUGGGGGCUCACUUCCGCCUCAAGGAAAGAUGCUCGGGAAACUGGAUCCGAAGGACUUAGUGCAAGUAAUCAGCAAAGGAAUGAAGACCUAUGGUAUGUUCAGAUGCAUUGCAAUAUUUAUAUCAUCGUUGGUGUUGUUGGUUUUUAAACUCUAACUUUUAACUUUUCAUUUACUGAAGAUUGUUAGAAAUGAAAGAAGUCAUCAAAAUACUGCUUGAUACGUUAGCUAUCAUCUGGGUUGUGUCCAACGUAAGUUGCACCACAGUCCUAUCAAUAAAAAUCGCAACAAAUGAAUAUUCUUCUCAAUGGAUUUUUAAUCUUGAUUGUAUCCCGUGGAAGUCCUUGUUACUUUGGGUAAUACACAAAUUUUACUUUGGGUUUGUUCAUGCAGCGCGUGAAAACCGUGAGCUAGACAUCCUCAUUUUCAAAGAAGUCCUGGAAAACAUCGCUCGUGUCGAUCGCACACUCACCAAACCUGGCGGCUCGCUUCUCAUGGCUGGUCGAAGUGGUGUUGGAAGGAGAACAGCGGUUGCUCUGGUUGCUCACAUGCACAACGUUCAACUAUUUACACCCAAAGUAUCCAGAGCUUAUGGACUGAAACAGUUCAAGACUGACCUUAAGUCGGUAAGGAAGAUCUUUGCCUGAGAGAUGUCGCCCAGAUCGAAUUUUUUAAAAAGUCUCUCUAUGAUGAACAAUGAACAAACAGAGAGAAAAAUAUAAUCUUGUUGAGAUAAAGUACAACUUAGUAUGAAAUUGGUAUAGUCUGGAAAGGAUCUCAAGUAAUUGAAGACAUCUGGAGAUUUCCGAUCACUUUUGAUGGUCGCCGCGCACAGCCGAACACUUCUUAUUUUUUUUGAAAUGUUAUUUUUAUGCCAGCAGAUAUUUCCCAACACUUUCACCAAAAAUUAUUGAUGAGCACUUGAAUCGUAAAAUAUGUCAAUUAAAGCCCCUAUGCCGUUCAUACUUGAUGACCUUCCCCCAUGAAAUUUAUUAUAAGUGUCACUUUCAUUAUUAAUUUUCUGAAAAUAAAAGUAAAAAAUGACCCUUUUUCAAUUGCAGGUCAUGCAGCUGUCUGGUAUCGACGGAGAACAAGUAGUUCUUCUCCUGGAAGAUCAUCAGGUCGACCCAUCAUACCUAGAGCUUAUCAACAGUCUACUCAGUGCAGGUGAAGUUCCCGGUCUCUACACUCCUGAGGAGUUGGAACCCCUGUUGGGUCCCCUUCGGGAUCUUGCGUCACAAGAUGGUUUUCGUGGCACGCUUGUCUCGUACUUUGCUUCCCGUGUGCGAAGGAAUUUGCACGUUGUGUUAAUCAUGGAUUCGUCUUCCAAGAAUUUCACGGCUAACUGCGAGUCCAAUCCAGCGUUCUACAAGAACUGCUCGUUCCAGUGGAUGGAACGUUGGAGUAAAGAGAGCAUGGCACAAAGUAAGUGAUUUUUUAAACAGAUUUUAAAUGUCCCCUUUCUCAGGUGUAUUCUGUGGCCCCUCACUGAAAAAUCUAGCCUGGUAUACAGUCUGAAAUUAUACUAGUUACAAUUUUUAUCCUAGUCUUACGACUUACAGGAAAGGUUUGUGCACUUGCCCAAUGAGUUAUGAAGUGGAAGGUAGCUGAUAUUGACUUUCCUUGUCGUCGAUACAAAUUUUUAUAUAUUUGUUCAGUGGUACCUUAUUUUAUCUGUGUGUCUUUGGCACAUAUCGCCCCUUUUUGGUGGUAUGUUCGAAUCUGUAACGACAAUGACGCCUCUGCCGAUUAUUCCAGAAAUAACGAAGAAACCAAUAACAAAAUAUUGUAGGUGUCCUUUUUCUGUUCCCUUCAUCCUUUCAUGGUGCAAGAUGAACCAAAAUACAAAUGCUAACUCCGAAAACGCAUGGCAUACAGCAGCACCCUAAUCGUGGCUGACAAAUCUUUCAUAUUUUACUUUAUUAGUACCCGGGAUGCUUCUCUCUGAUGAAGGGCUGCGCAGUGAUGAAGGUACUAAGGGUAAAGAUGGCAAGUCUGGUGUUGAGGAGCUGGUGAAGAACUUCCUUCAAAUUCACGAGUCGUGCAGUGAUAAAGACGCAGCCCCAAGACGCUACAUGACUUUCCUGAAGACUUACAAACGAGUUUAUAACGAGAAGAAGGAUGGAGUGGUGAAACGACAGCAGCAUUUACAGGUAUGAUGGUAUUUGGUUGGCAUUGUAAAUUUAGCCUUAAGUUCUUCAUUUGGAAUCUGCAAUAAUCUCUGCCGUCUCUUUCCUGAUAGACUGUAAUUUAAAGUGUUAAUUAUAUUUCUAUAAAGUGUUUCUAGUAUCGGCGGCUCAUUCUACGUUAAGUUUCAUUAAUAAAGUGAGUGGAAGAUCGAAACAAUGCGGCUCACUUAAAUGCACUAUUUUCUUUACGAUGAAAUACUGACUGAAGCACGCUCGUGGAAUAUCAAAGCUUAUGAAGACUUUAUCAAACAGUGUAGUGUUUUUUUUCGUACUUAUAGGCUGGUGUGUCAAAGCUGACCGAUGCUAAGGCGCUGGUGGAUGAUCUGAAACAGAAGGCAGGAGAACAGAGCCGACAGUUGGCUGACAAACAGGAAGAGGCUGAUGCAGCGCUCAGGGAAAUAACCGCCAGCAUGCAGGUAAACAUAGACAUGAGUUUGAAUGAAGAAAUGUAAAGCGCGUUUUUCUGUUAAUAAUCAGCCAUUUGUGACAAUAGCGUAAUGGAUAUUUGCAAACUUAAGAUCUAUGAUACGUCUCCUCUUACCAAGAUUUAAAAAUUUGCUUUUUAUUAUCCUCUCAACAAAGCGUGCUAGCGAGUCCAAAAGUGAGAUGGAGACGCUCAAACAAAAACAAGGGGAAGAGUCUCUUAAGCUGGAGAAAAGAAAGAAGGCCAUCGAAAUUGAGUUGUCUGAGAUUGAACCGCUCGUCCAAGAAGCAAAGGAUGCUGUUGGUGACAUUAAACCUGAGUCACUCUCUGAGAUACGCUCCUUACGCAUGCCUCCAGAUGUCAUCCGGGACAUCUUAGAGGCUGUGCAAAGACUGAUGGGGAUUUUUGACACAUCCUGGGUCAGCAUGAAAAGGUAAGAUUAAGAUUGAGAUGUUAGAAGGAUCUUCAAUUUGCCUGUGCGUUUUGUUGUUGUUGUUGUUGUUGUUGUUGUUGUUAUUGUUGUUGUUCCCACCAUUUCUAGUGGUCGCUUAUUCCUCCAAGUCUUAGAUUGGAGUGACUUGACCAAAUCAACAAACGUAAGCUUCCGCAUACUCCAUAAUUGUUUCGAAAAUUUCCAUGUUUCACAUAGCUAACCCCGCCUGAUAAUACUUUAGCGCGACUUAAAUACCAUUAAAGCAAGAAGUGUAAAUUUGUUUUUCUACAGUUUCCUGGCCAAGCGUGGUGUUAAGGAUGAAAUCUGUUCGUUUGAUGCUCGAAAAAUCACUCCUGACAUCAGAGCAAGUGUGGAAGAACUCCUGGAGAAAAAUGCCAACUCAUUUGAUCCGAAGGUGAGAAAAAAUAUAUUUUACCGUGAAAUUACAAAAGUAUUGACAAUUUUCACUCCUGCUACGCUGUAGAGAGUUAGUUAUGCACCUCUCUGAACUUCACUGCUGUUAACUAGCCCAAGCGGGACUUUGUGUUUGCAGGGAUGCGAAGUUUUGAAUUUGAGAAGUUGGCUAUUUUGGAGGUAUUUAGACUGACAAUACAGAGAGAGGAUUAUACUCAAACUUGAGUAUAAGAGUAUUUUACAGUAAACUUUUUAAAUUCUUCAUCCUUCAGAUUGCAAAGAGAGCCAGUGUGGCAGCUGCUCCAUUGGCUGCCUGGGUGGUAGCUAACGUGAAGUUCUCUGUGGUCCUGGAGAAGAUUGAACCGCUAGAAAACGAGCAGGCGCAACUGGAGAAGUAUGUUAUUGAUAUUUCACCCGGACUUUUAUCAAAACAUAGGCCUUGAAAUGUAGAUGGUGCUGAUCUCUGUUUUGAAUGGGGAACUAAAAUGUGUUUCACUCACUCUUUUUGCUGACAACUGUUUUAGGGACAGUAGCUCAAGUAUUUUCUCGUCGAUUUUAUCAUUCACAUCGUAUUCUGACUUAGUUAAAUUGUAGACACCUCUGUGGAAUUCGCGUUGUCAUUGUUCAAUCUUUUUUGAUAGAAAUCUCGCCAAAUCUCAACAAAGGCUGGUGAAGCUUGGCAAUGCCUUGGACAAAGUAGAUAGAGAAGUUGCCGAAAUGCGUAAAAGGUGCUGUAUGCCAAACUAUAUUAUCAGUUAGUGAUAGAUAAAAUAUUGUCCACUCUCUCCUUUUCAAUUUUUUUCCAAGACUUAAUUCUGCUACAGCGCAACUAAUCAUGUUGUAGUGUUUUUUUAACUGAGCUCACGUUUUCAUGUUGUGAAAGUGCUUGUUAUUUCUUAAGUGCUUUCGAUUAAUUGUCGUGAAACAAAACCGACAGUAAUUACAGCAACCUUUCCGAGGAAGAGUUGAAAUCCUAGUGAACCAGAAAAAACGCCCUAAAGCACGACUAAUUGCAAGUGAACAAGUUAUGCUUGCCUAUAGGAUCUUUGGUUUUAUCGACUGAGUUGAUAAUUUAAACAGCCAUCGUAAAGAGUUUCUAAAGCUGAAGCUACGAUGGGCAGUUUACAUUAUCAACUCAGUAGAUAACACCAAAUCAUCUUGUAAAACAUAAUACUAACGCAGCACCACAGUUUCUCGCGAAACGUACACCUUUACUCAGUGGUCCGCAGCAUUACAGUUUAUCCAGAAACUUACACCCUUUAUUAAGUGGUCUGGAGCAUCACAGUUUAUCCAGAAACUUACACUAUUUAUUAAGUGGUCCGCAGCACCACAGUUUCUCCAAAAGCUUACACCUUUAUACCGUAGUCCGCAGCACUACAGUUUCUCCAGAAAUUUACAUCCUUUAUUUGGUGGUGUGCAUCUCCAAAGUUUCUUCAGAAACUUAUACCCUUUAUUCAUUGGUCCGACUUACUUUCAACAUUCAGUUGAUGUAGCAUUGUAAUUAUAAUUGAUCAGGUUCGAGCUGAGGACUCAGGAAGCAACGCAGCUUAAGAUGGAGCUUGACAAAGCGCAGGAGACAAUUCAAGCUGCCGAGACACUUGUUUCUAAACUGGAUGGUGAAUUCAAAAGAUGGUCAGGACAGGUACAGGCACACAAACACUCUAGGAUUAUUCGAAGGAACACAUCCAUUUUGACAAUUUUUGCCUAAGAGCUCGUGCAACGAAAUUGUUCAUUAAUUUUGCUUAAUUUUCUUGCAUUUGCAAAGUAGUAUAGAAGGGGAAAAUAGAACGAAUACUCGAAUCCUUCAAUGCAAAUAUUCCCUUUUUUGGUGGAAAAAUCGCUAAACCAUUUGUCCUUUUCCUUGAUUUUCGCCGCUAGGUCUUGAUGGUGAGUUUGAGCCCGGUGCAAAAAAGCCUUAAAUCAAUCCCAUAGAAAAAGAGGAAAAAAUAACUCUUCUUGAAAAAUUAAAACUAUGAGUUUAGUCUGACAACGGCGAAAGACAACCGGGAAAGGGUCGACCUCCUUGUAAACGGCACUUGUUUCCAUCCUAAAUAGUGCACGUUCUAACAUCACUGGAUCCGUUUUCCGCUCCUGUCGUCUGGUUUCCUUUAAAGCGUUUCAUGCCACGCCGUUACGUACGGAAACGUACGAAGAGAAAUUCAAUGUAAACCAAUGAGAUAAACUAUGAUGCACACCUUGUUUCUAAGGUCCACGAGCUCACCGCUGAACUGGAACAACUUCCAAGGCGGGCUCAGCUGGCUGCUGGAUUUAUCACUUACCUGAGCAGUGCCCCAGAAGACGUGAGGAAGGCCACCAUGUCUAAAUGGUGCGAGGCAGCAGGACUCCAGGGAUUUGACUUCAGAAGGUUCAUGAGUACUGAGAGUGAGCAGCUUGGAUGGAAAGCUGAGGGGCUGCCAUCUGACGACCUCUCCAUGGAGAACGCACUUGUUAUCUUGAAGGUCAGUUGAUAAGCACCUAUCCAUCUUCUUGACUACGAGAUAAAGUUUGUUAUAGGAUUUAAUAACACGUGUUCGGAUUGGUGCACUCGGCAAAUAGGGUGACAGGACUUCGUUUGGUCGAUUUUACGACAAUCACGAUUGUAGAACACGAGCUGUGACUGGAUGACGUUGUUAAGAUGCUUAAAUGAUACGCCAUGAUUUGAUAAAUUUACAGUUUUGAUUCUUUAACAGCCUCUCUGAUAGGCUGAAAUCGAGUCGAGUCUCGAAGGAGUCUUUAUGUCUAUCUCUAUGUAUAGUUAUUUGUCGUUUUAUUGAUUUAUGAAAUCAUUUUUUUUUUGACAGAGUACCAUGAGACCAUUCCUGGUGGAUCCAUCAUGCCGCGCAACAGAGUGGCUCAAAACAAAUCUGAAGGAGCAGAGACUGGAAGUCAUCAACCAACAGGUACAGACCUGCUAAGUCUGUCGUUCUUUCUCUGUUAAGAUUUAAUUUUUGUUUUGGUUGUUAUUGUUUUUUCCGUUUUCUCUGUAAUACGAUGCAUUACUGAUUUGUAUACUUUGUUUCGUACCUUGUCAGGACUCGAAUUUCUCCACUGCCUUGGAACUGGCUGUACGGUUUGGUAAGACGCUUGUCAUUCAGGAAAUGGAUGGCGUGGAACCUGUCUUGUACCCAAUCUUACGCGGAGACUUCAUCAGCCAAGGUGAGAUUAAGUUAUGCAUUUCUACUUCAGCUUAAAUAAAAAAAUCGACCCUUGUUUUGUGUUCUACUUACCUCGCUUUCUUACAAACUAAUCUGGCAUACUUUUGCAUUCUUUUAAUCAGGUCCGCGAUAUGUUGUUCAAAUUGGUGAAAAAGUUAUUGACUAUAACGAGGACUUCAAGUAAGUAUAAUUGUUUGUGACCAAAUAUGUUUCCGUUUUGUUUUUUUUUGUUUUUUUUUUAAUUAAAACUACAGUUUAGAAACCAGAAAAUUAACGCUAUGACAGAUUAUAUUUGUGAACGUUGAAGAGUAGCUGCACGUAAACUGUAAGGAGACGAAUGAGAAAGCUGCAAAAUUUCACGUUUUCUGUGAAUAUAACGAUCUGGGACGAUCUGGAAAGAGGGGAUUCUUUGCCCUGUCUGGGAUUUUACAUUCGUUUUUGAGACCCUUGUGUGAGUAGUCUCACUAGAAGUGACCCCUGUUUGAAUUUUCAGGCUGUUUAUGACUACAAGGAAUCCUAACCCUGAGCUUCCCCCGGACGGGUCUGCUAUCAUCUCUGAAGUGAAUUUCACCACCACACGGGCUGGAUUGACAGGACAGGUACUGAAAUAAAAAUUGAAUAAAACUCUAGGUAUUCUUUUAAGGCUACUUCCUAAAUCAUGUCAAAAGUGGAAACUCUUCUGGUACAAAACAAAUGAUUAAUUAAUCUCUGUAUUUUGGAGCUGAGUGCUUGGAUAUCCAAAUUGACGGUUCUAGAAGGUUUCGUCGUAGAGAAAAGGGACAUUAUAUUUUAUUGUAAAAACUUACCUAUCUCCUAUCUAUAGAACACCAACGAGGCAUGGUGAAGAAAAAGUUGGAACAUCAGAGAUCAGAGAUUUGCAUCUAUGGGAAACUAAUAAUAUAUAGAUAGUCUUCUCUUUUGUUUCAAAAAGAAGGGAAGGGUAACAUAAUGCAACACAUCUUUUGCAACACAAAGCAUUUGCAUCAUUUUUAGCCAUCUUCAUACUCACUCACUGUAACGUGAUUACCAUUUCCACUUUGCCAUUAUCAAAGUUGCUGGGAAUAACCAUCCAACACGAGAAGCCACAACUUGAAGUGCAGAAGACUGAACUGCUGCGGAAAGAAGAAGAACUGAAAGUGCAGUUAGCCGAGCUGGAGGAAUCGUUACUAGAGGUACGCAAAAAUACAGCACAACCAUGAGGACAUCAACUUGAAUCAAUUCUAGUUCCAGUAAAUCGAGGUUUAUCGUAGAAAAACGUGUGGAUAAAAAAUAAACGGUGGUAAAGGAAUUUCAGUUUUAACAGUCCGCCUAUAUCCCAAUAUUAGCCAAUAUCCCCCCCUUUCAAUAAAUUAUUGCCUAAUAUUCCAUUUCUUAUGGCAGACAUUGGCCAGCGCUGAAGGUAACAUCUUGGAGAACAAAGUUUUGUUGGAGUCAUUGAACAAAACCAAGGCGAGCUCCAUGACUAUUGCAGAGUCACUCCAAGAUGCACACAGAAUACAGACUACGCUGGAUCAGGUGAGUCGCAGCUUGACGUUUGCAAAAUUAAUUUAUUUAGUGCAGACUUUGUUUCAAGAUCAUGAUACGUAUUAAAGCAGGGAGAGUUUUGCAGAACUAUCUCGCGAAAGAAGACACUUGUCAGUCUGAAAAGGUGACUCGAAGUUAAAAAACUCAGAUUCCAUUCUUUUACCGUAGGCGCCCUUAAUAUGGUAGUCUUUCAAAUUCUGUAAACCCAGUAACAAAUUUCAGAUUGUCUCCGAUUUAUAUCGUUUUCAAUUCUUCCUGUUUGAACAUAUUAGGAUCAAUUUUAUUAAUGACUGAUGCCAUUGUCUGUUACCUUGUAUGGUAGUUUCAUUCACGUGCUUUGUUUCCUUUUUUAUGUGACAGGAGCGUGACGCAUACUUACCUCUAGCUGAGAGUGGCAGUACCCUGUUCUUUGUCAUCAGCGACCUGGCCAAGCUGAACAACAUGUAUCGCUUUAGUCUGAGUGCUUUCCUGAGGCUUUUCCAACGAUCGCUGGAAACAAAACAGGUAAAAAACCAAGUACGGUUUGUUUUUCCGUCGAUGUACAGCCGUGGCAAGGAAAUCUUAACGAAAUCAUUGUUAAAUAUUCAGUUGGGUGACAUCACCAAAGUACAUCGCGUUUCACAGAGAAUCCUAAAUCUUAAGGUUUUUCAAGCGAGUAAAAGUAAUUAACAAUUUUUCGCAGCAGGCGCACCCCUUAUUGAUGCAUUUUAAGGUUCACCGUCCCUUCAACGGAGCCGUUUCAGCCAAGUUCAUGACCUUAACAAAGUAAAGCCUUUGACACAAGUUUCAUUUUAACAUUUUGGAUAAUAUUGUUUUUCCUGUUAGGAAUCUAGUAGCACAGAACAAAGGAUUAAAUCACUACGAAGUUCCCUGCAGUCACUGGUCUACGAAUAUGUUUGUAGGUCUCUUUUCAAGGUAAGGUGACAACAAGAUGCGACCUUUCCAGCCUCUUUCACAACAAUUCACUCGUUACUUUCGCCUUUAAAAAUUGAGAAAUUGAGUCUUAUUUGUUCCCAUUCAGGCCGACAGGUUGAUGUUUGCCUUACAUUUAGUACACGGAAUGCAUCCAGAACUGUUUGAGGCACAGGUAAUCAACUGCAGCACGACGAUAUAUUUGGCUCUUUAUUUUGAUAGUCAAGUUUCAAAUUUUGUUAUUAGUUUAUGGUUAUCCAUGAACUCUUUGUUUGUUAACAUUCGGCAUCACGUAUAAGUCUCAUUUUAGAGUAGAUUUUGACACCGUUUUGACUUCCUUGGUGCAUUAGAAACUGCUUUUCGCUCUUUACCUGGGGGGCGGGAGGAUUUAGCGUUGUCAACUACGUUAAAAUCUCGUAGGGAAGUCUCGCUUUAGGUGGUAUCUCGGCUUGGCGCAGCCACUGUGUAGAGCAGAUGCAAUCAAACAGUGAUCAGUCUCGUUAUGAUGCUGCACUAAUGACCAAUGAGUACUUCUGCCUUUUACUAUUUUCCUCUUUACAAGGGUUAUCUCAGUCUUUGUCCAAUGAACUAAAUUGUUUUAUUCUCUAAUCAGGAAUGGGAAUAUUUCACUGGUUUGCUGGUUUCAGAUAGCGUGUUUAAAAGACAGGUAGGCUUAAAAACUCUGUGGUAAAAAAGGAAAAAAAAAAUAUAUAUAUAUAUAUUGUCAUUAGGUGUAGAGAUUUCAAUCAAUAUGUAAGAGUGAUCCAUAAUGAAAAAGAAAGGAAAACAACAAAAUCGCCCGAGAAUGUCCUGAUGCUUUUCGGUUUGUUAUCACAUAUACUGAGUUGCCUUUGCGGAAAUCUGAAGGCUUUUUCACUCGAUCGCUUACUUGUUUGAGCGUGGAACGUGUUGGCCGUUACAGUGUUUAAAGGUGCCAAACUAAAAGCGUUUGCAUUUCGUCCUUGAAAAACUUUACAGCGAAAUUAAACAGAAGAUGGAAAGAAACUCCGAGAAAGGUCUCUACUGAAUUUUUCCGGCGAAAUUUUGUUCAUUGUCACUUAAAAUCUUCUUUUGCAGGACUAUUGUACCUUCACCCCAACGAUCACACCACAAAUCUUUUCCAAAUCUGUAAACAAACUUUUUUUAUCGUGUCGAAUGGUAGAAAUUGUCAACACUACCUUUCUUUUUGUCUUUCGCAACAAGUAUUUUUGCUCUAAAUUGUUUCGUUCUAAAUUUUUUUCCGCAGGAAUCCAUGAAGAACCUCCGAGACAGUCUUCCGUCAUGGAUCGAUUCUGAUCGUGCUGCUGCUGUAGGAUCACUCAAGGUUCGCUUUAAAUUUAGGAUACAAAGUUACAUGUUAAUUGCACUUUCCCCUCAUGGCAAUCUUUAAGAGAUGCCAAAAACAUUGACGCGUGGUUUACCCAUAAACCAAGUCUAGAGAUUUUCAUUUGAGUAACGCAAAAUCAAAAUAGCCAAUACGCCCAAUACGAAAUCUAAAGAGCCAAUGGGAAUUCAAAAUAAAAACAUAGUGAAGAACUUGAAGAGUUGGAAAUCGCGCCAGACUGAGAUGAGACCGGCUUGAGCCUUGCAUCUGAUUGGUGAAAACAGUGGCGCGAGUUCAAUAGACAGAUAACAAAACUAGCUGAAACAAAAUGGCUACGGUAAACCAAGAUUGAUUUCCACAUGAGAUGAAAGCUACUCUAUACCAAAUAUUCUCAAAAUACCCGGCAAUCGCAUGAUAUCAACGGAGCUGUCAAUCUCCCAAGAUCAAUCCCACACCAUAGAGACAAGAAACCAUCGUCUGAUCAUAGCGGACAAGGUCUUUGGAUUUAUGCUUUGUUUCAACAUACAUUCAUGGGUAAAGGUACAAAUUUAAGCCAUGUUUUUGUUUGUUUUCGUAGAACACCUUUCCAAACUUGUGUAAGACUCUUCAGCUGGACAGCUCAGACUUGUGGAUGCCGUUUCAGCGUAGUUCCCAGUGUGAGCAAGACAUCCCUCCCGCUGUGGCCAAGAAGAUCAGCCUCUUUCAGCAGGUUAGAACACUCGCAAAGCGUUUGAAGAUAAUUCUUCUGUUUGAUCUCUUUCCAUGCAUGUUUGGAGAUGAUAUGACGGCCUGACAGAAGCCUGAAUUCUGUUCUUGUGAAUGAACUUGUGUGAAAAUACUUUCCAAGGGGUGCGUGGGCAAACGAUAUCCUCGGACCUGUAGCUUCAUUACCAUUUCCGUUUUCUGUUGUCAUGCGACAUAAAAAGACAAAAAGCAUCGAAACCCUACCGCUUUUUCGUAUAUUUCUUCGGUGUGUGCUCCGCUUCUUUCACAUACUAUUUCAGCCUUAACAGAAAUUCAACUGAAAUUCGUUUCACGGAUGAUCGUUUGUGAUUUUCUGUGUUAUAUACAGGUGUUGAUUGUCCAAGCUUUCAGACCGGACCGUUUGCAGAGUGCGAUGAGUCUUUUUGCUUCAAAGGCACUGGGUAAGAUUAUAUUUAUGAAAACACUUCAGAAACAUGUUCCGUAGACUUUUCAACCACCCUUCCAGGUGUUCUUCCUUUGAGAGAUUCCCAAACUUUUGUUGUAUAGAAAUUUCCAGGUUGGUCGUGCUUAUGAAUAUAUCAUUGUCUUACUGCCCGAGUUCUGUCAACCAACAUAGAGAGUACGAUCAUUGAAGGGGAGCCCGUGAUCUCGACCCAGAUAAGCUGCCUUCUAAAGAUUCUGAAACUAGGAAAAACCGCGAAAAACAUAAUCGCUGACGUUUUACUGUAUGAAAGAGUGAAAUUAGAAUUAACAAUUUAUUUAUGGAUCAUAAUAUAUCGUCUCCUCUCAUCCAUAGGAAUGAAAGAGCUGUCCCCUCCAGCCCUGAACCUCAAAAGGCUUGUAAAGGAAACAGUUCCAGGAGAACCGAUCUUGAUUGUGAUCUCGCCUGGAGCAGACCCCUCUCAGGUAAGUUUACACUUUGGCAACCAGCUUGUUCUUUUAAAGACACUAUGUUGUGCCUUGAAAAAAUGGUGAUCAUUGUUGAUGCCUGAGAAAAACACUAUUAGUUGUUGUCACAAUUUUUCUCCAUUCGUUUUCGUUUUUGUACCUACAUUUACAAAGCUUAAAAACUUGUUCUAUCGCGAACUUUAAUGGCAUGAUUUUGUGAGCGAGGGAGUCGUUGGAUUCCUUGAGCACCCACGACCAAGGCAGAGGUGGAGACGGAAUAGGAUUUGUCAAUUGUCAGAAAAUGUCCAAUUUAUUCCAAUUCCGUGCUCAUUAUCAGUUGAAAACUGUUUUGUCGGGGUCUUAUGGAGACCUUAGCGUGGAGGAACAAACCAAUUGCUAGUUCUCGGGCCCACCGUGUAAAAUCAGAUGCGUGCGACUCCGGAAUCUAAUUUUUUCUAGAUCUUAGGCGACGAAGUCAUUCUGAGUGGCAUGGGAAUUUUGGCUUUCCAUCCGUUAGUUUCAUUUUUUACCUAUGAGAUCAUAUUGUUCUACGCUUCUGAUUCAGAUAUCGACUUAGUCCUUAGUAUAAACCAGGCAUAGUAGUAGUCUGUUUGGAUGACGCCUUCUUUUUCUUAGGAAUUACAAGAUACGGCUGCUGACGUCAUUGGAGUGGACAAAUACCAUCAGGUGUGUUUUCUGAAACAAAGCGGAAAUCUUCUAUAGUCACUGGAUAUAUUUUGCUUCCUACUGCUAGAAAAAUGUCGUGGCGUUCACAAGGAUUCACACCACAUCGGAUGUGUCGAUUUUUGGUUCUGCGCGUUUUACACGGAAAGAAAUAUCGGCCAUCAAAACUGCAAAAUUUCAUGCCAGCAAAAGUGGUUAUCAGUCCAUGAGUUCGUUGGUGAAUUGACAGUUGUCGUCAUCGUAUUGCGUGUUAAUUUUUUUGUAUUCAAUUUGGAUUUAUUCGUGUGUUCAACCCUUCAUUCAACUUAUUUUUUUACAUUCGAAUUUUGCAGGUGGCCAUGGGUCAGGGCCAAGCGGACAUUGCCCUUCAGCUUCUUCAUGACUGUGGCAGGAAUGGGGAGUGGCUGUGCUUGAAGAACCUCCACCUUGUUACCUCUUGGCUUCCGGUCCUGGAGAAAGUGAGCGCCUUUUCAUUUAAUGUCACCUAGUCGGUGUAAAUAGCGACAGUAACAACAAAGUAUGGCAGAAAAUAGGUGUUUGGUGGAAAUUGUGAUCUUCCGAAGAGUGCCCUAUGACUGUUUUAUUUUUCAAUUGUAAUUUACUGCUCUUUUCUAUUGUUUGUCAUAAUUUGUAUUUUUGUUUGUUUGUUUGUUUGUUUUUUUUUUUUUUUGCUGCUUUUUUUUUUUUUUAUUAUUUAUUUCCGUUAAUUAUUAUACGACGAUACAGACAUGCUCUACUGAGGCUCACGCUUAAAACUUGCGCGCAUAAAAAGAAAGCCCCAAGAUAAUUUAUGAAGAUUACUACAAUAAAAAUUGGUUCACCUGUGGUAUGAUUGGCAUUCUUAAGGAUUUCAUUCGGCUUUACGGGGAACGCGCAUUUACUUAUUUAUUUUUCGAUGCUUUUGUUGUCUGCAAGCAAGUAGUUGAUGUUAUGCUGGCCAAAACUGAUUGUAAUUUGUGAAUUUUGCAGGAAUUGAACUCCCUGGAGCCUCAUGAAAACUUUCGUCUGUGGCUAACAGCUGAGACACAUCCGAAGUUUCCUACAAUCCUUCUGCAAACUAGUCUUAAAGUCACUUACGAGGUUCGUGAUUUUUUACUUGCGCUUUUCCAUAUAGAGUCAAAUUACGAAGGUAAUGUGAAACUUUACAUAAAAAUUUGGAAACAGCUUGGGAUUGAUGUGAGAAUUUGGUCGUUCGCGAGUACGGGUUCGGUGCAUUUAUUGACAAAAAAGACAUCUGCAAAACAGUGCUUUUCACUCGUGGUAAAAUCUGUUUUUGCCCUCUUCCUUUUAACUUUCAACUCUUUGAGUAACUUAUUAGGUUUAAAACUUUUCCUCGCAGGCUCCACCAGGAAUUAAGAAAAAUCUUCAACGAACCUACGACUCAUGGAGUCCGCAGUUUAUCAGUCGUGGCAACUCUUCCAUCAGAGCGCAGGCACUGUUUGUGCUGGCUUGGUUUCAUGCUAUAGUGCAAGAAAGAAGAAACUACAUUCCACAGGUUUGUAAAAUGUUUCUAUUAUCACUCGAGCCUUCGCGGCAAAAAGAUCAGUGGCUGUUAAAGACAUCUAGUACUUUGAGUUAGGUUAAACACCUGUCACAAACAAUAAACGCUGUUCGAGUUUCACUUGAGUCCCAAAUGUUACCUUAAUUUUUCAGGGUUGGACAAAGUUUUAUGAGUUCGCUUUUGGUGACUUGCGCGCGGGAGCUGAUAUCAUCGACAGACUUUGCACAGCUGCCGGUAAGUAAAUAUAAAUUUUGCAACAUCCUUAAUCAAGAAUCAUGCGAAACAAAAGCAAACAAAACAAACAAAUAGCAUUUAAAUAAACAGAGAAGCAGUUCUGCUGUCAGAAUAUAUCGGAGUAAGUGAACCGCAUCACGACGUGGACGUCUAAGAAAACAAUUUCCGUUUUAUAAAAGGCUAAAAAUAACUUUGGUAGAAUCUACAUAUCUCAGCCAACACCCUGAUUUCCCUUCUCUGUCCCAUGUUAACAUCAGAAGUGCGUCCGUUUUUUUCAUCUUCUCCCAGAAUCCCGGUUAAGUUUUUAUGAUGGUAAUGAUCUAUUUGGGUGAACGAACAAUUCCUUCCUUUGUGGUAACACUUUUUUAACUGUUACUGCAACGUGUGUGGUCAGUGCGGUUGUCGACAGUGUUUCUUGGUAGUCGAAAACAGCCACUGAAAACCGCCUGAAAUGCUCUUCUGUAGGUUGGAAUUCUCCACGCGUAGACGAAGGGGUUCAGGCAGCAGUUUACUAGGAUAACUUUGUUUGUUGUAUACAAAAAAAACCGAAAAGUAUCUAUAUAUACGUAUUUUGGGUGAAAAAUAAAUAUAUUUUGAGCAAUAAACUGUGGGGCGAAAGAUGCGUAAAACAAGAUAAGAACUAAGAGAAAUGCGGACACCAUUUUGCAUUCUCUGUUCCUGUGGGCCAUGCCCAUGUGCUGUCUUCGUUCGCAAUCAGCUACAUCUUGCACCUGAUUAUUGUGUAGGCGAAGCGCGCGGAAUGUUUUCCAGUAUACCAUAGGCAAGAUGAUCAGGGGAACUGAAACAUGAAGAUGGCAGUACAAGAGAACGAAUGUAGAUGUCGCUACCCCCAUCAACGGAAGACAGGCGAAUAACAGGGAAUAAAUCCAGAUAAACGCCAUUGCUACUUUUAUCUUUGUUUUUGUCACCAAGACUUUGUACUGAAGAGGAGACGAAACCAUGAACAAACGGUCAAAAGACAUCGCAGUAAUCGUGCCAGAAGAAACGAUAUUAGUCACAACAGCGGAAAUAGUUAAGAAACGCUGGAUACCUACAAGAUUUGCUCUUCUCUGGCCUCUUAAAAUAGAGAUGUCAUAAUAAAGGCUCCCGUAUCCAGGCACAAGACCAGCCAGUAGAUCGCACAUGCUUAGGUUGACCACCAAGAGAGUUGCAGGCGUUUGCCAAAUCCUCUGACUCGCGUUUGUACUUCGAGAGAUGGUGAUCAGUAACAAGACAUUUGAGAGGACGGCUGGUGUGGCCAACAUGAUGCUUAGAAUAGUUUGUGAGAAGAAGAAAUGGUCGUCAUCUAAUGCUGCCUUCGAGUUGGACAUCUUUAAAAUAUGAACUAAACUUGAAUUUUCUUUUUUACUUACGUAGCGGAAACGAAUAAAUAAGAACCGAAACACUUUAGUGACGUUGGUCUUAAAUUAUAAAGCCUAUUUCAGCUGUGAUAAUAAAGUUAUUAUCAACACCACUUAUUCGCAUGGGCAAAACUAAAACGGUGUUCGUGACUUAAUUAUCGUUUGUCACCUUAAAGAGGCGUGCUAAAACAAUUCAUGAAUAUUUUGGAAAUUCUGUUACUUUUUUUUUUAAUAAGCGGUAAAAACGAGGUAUGGCAAAAAAUGUUCAUCUCGAGUUCUGACAUUAUGUAAAUGUAUCAGGGACAAUGUUUACAAAUCCCUAGUCUCGUAAGGGAUUACAGUAGAAGUUUCCUUAAGACUAAGGCUGUGAAAACAAACAUUUGCAGAUACCGUAAAGAAAAAAAAGCGAUUUUCCACACUUUGUUUACAGUCAAAGUAAGAUAACGACGUUGACUGACAACUCUGAGAAAAAAGAAAAAAGACAAAAGACAGCUGAGAAAACAAGACAUUUCAGUUGCAGUUGCAGUGGAGAUGAGGAAGGCGUCUUUCACGCAUCUUUCACGCAUCUUUCACAUAUCUGAUAACGCUCUUUUCUCUCCUGUCUCUUGAUGACGUAAAGAAGUAAAGAAAAGAACAGACUCGAUUAAAAAUUUAAUUAAAUGGAAGAAAGUAAAAUAGGAUUAGAUAAAACAAGUGACUUUAUUUUAGAAACUGGAAUCUCGAGACCGCGUUCGGUUGGUGUUUCUGUGCAAGGUUACGGUCGUCUGUGAUUUUGAUCGCACAGCUUUUUUAUCGAAAUGGAGUGGAACACGUUUAAACAUUUUAGUUUCAUUUUGAACCUUUGGUAGAGUUAUACGAUUUGAUUCACGAGUUGAGAAGUAGAAUAAAAUACAGUAGAGACAGAUCUCGGAAGCUAAGAAGCUUAGAUUUUAAUAUCAUCCUGCAACAUACCACGCGAUAACACCUCUUACGUGCGCUUAUUGUUGAUGGUAUCUUUUUUUUCAUUUAAAUGAACAGUCGUUCCCGACGAUUGGCUGAAUUUUUGACAUUUCUUGUUUGUUUUUUAGGUUCAGGGUCUGUUCGAUGGAAGUUUGUUCACGGUUUAUUUGAAAAUGCCAUUUACGGGGGUCGCGUUGACAACACGUUUGACGCCAAGGUUCUUCAAUCUUAUCUGCUGCAGUAUUUUGAACAAGCUGUCUUUCCAGGCCAGGUGAGAUGACUGCCACUUUUCUUGAAAUCAAACUUGUUAGUAGGUACUACUGUGCCCUGCAAUCUUUGCGCGGUCAGAAUGGACGAUUAAUUGCAGGGUUUAGGAAAGUACCUCCGUGAAGAAUAAUCCGCGAACGGCUUCCCCCUUUUGUAGCGCAGUGUAUGUAGAUUCAAUGAAUUACAAGAAAAGCUUCUGAGCUCUACUGUUACGUUGUCGGCGAACGACAAAAUCAAUUCAGAUUUUGUCCACUCCUUCUCUAAUCCUGAAGAUUAAAUCCUUCAGGAAAAGAGGGCAAGAUGUAGCAUUAAGAGUAAAUGAAGUUUUUUUUUCAGAAAGAGAAAAUGGCUAAAUUGUGCGGCAUUUUCAUCAGCUAUUUUCCGUAAAAUUCAUGGAUAUACUGAUUGGAACUUGCGAUAGACUAGUAUUCCAUCCGAGGGCAAGAUGUAGCAUUAAGAUUAAAUGAAGUUUUUUUUUCAGAAAGAGCAAAUGGCUAAAUUGUGCGGCAUUUUCAUCUGCUAUUUUCCGUAAAAUUCAUGGAUAUACUGAUUGGAACUUGCGAUAGACUAGUAUUCCAUCCGAGGAGAGGCACGAUUCUCCCACUUUCUUCUUGCUUAUGGAAAACGAUAUAAGGUGUUUAUGACACUCAUAAAACUUUUUGCUAUUUUUUUUAGGGAGGAAGCCGAUCCAAAGCUAAGAAAGUGAUUCCAAAUGUGACUCUGCCGACAUCUUGUCAUCACAGGGUGAGAAGUUUAUUUGUUUUAGUAGUAUCCAUCGGUACAAGUUGUAAUGAUUUGUGAAGAAGAUUGAUGGUAGUUCACUUUCCACAACUUUGACCGACUGGAUAAAGAUUUGAAAGUGGUUUGUAUGUUUUUUAGGAUUAUUUGGAGAUUAUUAACUCGCUUCCCGACGAUGAUAAGCCGUCCUUCUUUGGACUACCAGCAAACAUCGAGCGAUCUUCGCAGAGAAUAAUCAGCUCUCAGGUAAGGCACACAGUUAGCUUGGGUCUUUCUUUGUAAGUUGGUCGCAUCUUUUACGUUACCUUUAUUAUCAAAUAACCGUUUCAGCUGGGUGAGAACAUGGUGAGAACGCUGGAAUCAAGAGUUCAGUACCUGUCGUAUUUCUGUCUUCAGCUUGAAAAAAUAGGGUAGCCUUUGUAUCAUUUCGAUGAUCUAGAAGGUCACCUUAGGGGGUAGGAGUUGUAUUGAACUGAAGAUGCUUUGAUAAUCAGCAUUACACACGAGCUUUGCGCGCUAGCGUGGCUGUCAGCGAACUAACCCUCUCUUCUUUGUUAUGAUUCCUCAGGUGAUAGGUCAGCUCAAAGUGUUGAUGCGCUCCAACCUGGAGGCGAGCAAGUUUGACAAAGAAAAGUGGUCCACUGAGCUGUCGCCGAUCUUGAACUUGUGGAAGAAACUCAACCAGGUAUCCUUGGGUAACUCCGCUCCUUUCCUAUCCCUUGUACAAUGUGAUUUUUCAUGUGAGUUUAUUGAUCUCAGUUCGUGUGAGAGGGAACAUUGUCAAUGCCCUGCCUGAAAGCCCUGUCCUCGUAUUUACUCUAUUUGCUGAUCGCCAUUUUGUGGUCGCAGGGCUCCCAACUGAUUCAGAUGAAAAUCUCGGCACCAACGGAGACUGGUGAGGAAUCUCCAGUGACGUCAUUCGUGCAACUUGAGCGUUACAAUGCAAUCCGAUUGGUACAAAUCGUGCACGCGUCUCUCUCCUCCCUCAGUAAGGUCAUCCGAGGAACGGCAUUGCUGGAUGCUGAUGUUCAGGCUUUAGCGGGGGCUUUACUCAAACAAGAGGUGAAUUUACUUCAAAUCUUUAAGGAAGACACAUCCAGCAACAGUAACAACAGCAAAUAUAUAUUUCAAGAACGAGAGAACAUCGGAAAACCUCAAAUCGCAAAAGUUAAAAAUACGGCGUAUAUACCAGAAUAGAAAAUGAAUCUAAGAAUUUAGGACAAAAAAAAAACUGAAGUUUUGCUUCCCUAGAAAGUCUUGAUAACUACUACUAAAAGACAGUCGCACCCUUUAAGUCAAUCUUUGGUGAUAUGUUAUCAGAAUAAGAGUUUAGACUCCGUUAUUAUGACUGAAUAGUCCACUUGAAAUCGUUUGGACUACAGCCUCCCACUUGAUCCAGUUCAAGAAAGUUUAUAACUUGGACGGGAAGUGUGGAAGAAAGCCUUAACCUUUCGUAGGUCGUGAUCAAACACAUUGAGUGUCUUAUAUGCGUACAUAAAAUUUUCAGGUUAUUCAUGGAAAUCAGUGCUUUUUAACAUAGGUCUCAAUUGACUAAUCUCUGCUGUUUGCAUAUGUAGGUCCCUCUCUCUUGGAGCAAUCGUUUCGAGGGCCCCGAGGACCCUAUUCAGUGGUUGAGGUCCCUAGUUGCAAAGUCCCUAGCACUAGGCUCCUGGGUUGAGAAGUGUAGCUCAGAUUCCUUGUUAAGGGACGUGUUGGACCUCUCAGACCUUUUCCAUCCAGAUACGUUCCUCAAUGCCCUACGUCAGCAAACAGCACGGUAAGAGAAUAUAUGUCGCUGCUUUUAUCACUCUGUGUCCAAUUUUAAUAGCAUUUAUAUCAUUCAAGUCAAAAGCGCCAGUUUUUAGAGGCAAAAUUUCGCUUAGAGUGUUUGGCGAUGGCCGCCCAAGGAGCCCUGGCACUGUUCUUUCCGAAAUCGUUGAGUUGUACUCCUGGAUAAAACCCGUGUCUGUAUGGAUUUCUUUCCAUCAAUAAGCGUGAGCAGGCGGCCACCGUAAACCCACAAAAAACCAAUAAACCCUCCAAAGGCGGGCACCUCAUAAGAGGUGCAAUUAGUAUUGCUUGAGUUGGUCAUCUAUGGGAGGUAUUUAGAGGGAGUUUAACAUAUUUUCCGGUGGAAGAGCAGUCCACUUACGAGAAUCUCUUUGAAGAAAGCUUUGACUGUUUUAACUUUGAGAAAAUCGCCUUGCCGCUCUUACCUUCCGUAGGAAUUUUGCAUCCAAGUAAGAAGCUAGAAAGAAGUACUGAAGCCCAAGCUCUCCUCAAGAGGAUGUAAACGAUUAGCAUUAUUGCUAUUUUCAAAUCCUAACUUCCAUAUGUAAUUUUUUUUAGAGCGAUGAAAACGUCCAUCGACAGUUUGAAACUUGCUGUGUCUUGGAAGGGAUCGCAGAUACCUGGAGCCAAGUUUACAGUCAAGGUUUGUACCUGCCAGUAACUGUUUAUGGAGGAAGGGGCUAUUUUUCUCAAUAGAUACAACAUUUUCACUUGAUGUAAUAUGUUUGGAGCUCUGCGCCCUGUACAAAUUUUUCUUUUUUUUUUAGAACCUUAUUGGGCUACAUAACUGCGUAAGUGGCUUGUAGUGCAGCCUGAAAACCUUUUAACAUUUAGGUCUGUUCUCCACUUAAAAAUGUUUGAAUACCCACGUUGUUUUCUCUCUAAUUAGCUCGGUGGUCUUCAGUUGGAAGGUUGUAGCUUUGACGGUAAUACACUGACAGAAAAUCAGCGAGACUCGCCCAGUGUUUCAGCGAUCCCCACUGCUGAGGUGGCCUGGGUGCCAAAGGUACGUCGUUUAUAUAUAGCGGUGAUCGCUAACAGAUUGGUUCUCUCUCCCUAUAAUAUCCGCUUCACUCUUCUCGAAUGUACACAGGCAACCAUAAAAUACACGUUAGAAAAUGGAAGGCUAGAGUUGGACUUUUGCUUGUGUUAUCUCAGGUUUAAAGUUGGCUAUGUGUUAUCCCGCUUGAGCAACGCACCACUCUUUGUCUGCGUUUGCUCAGGAAGAGCUUAUCGUUAAUGUACACAGUAUAGGAAACAUGCUAAUCGCUCCCGGAUAAGUAGCUGUGAAAGCAAAUUUAGUAUUCCAAUCUGACAAUCUGAAGUACCAAAUAGUCACUAUUACUACUGUGUAAUUUAUUUGUUAUUUUUGACAAUAAGGAUACCGCUGACCCUUAUCCAGAGAUCGAAUGCAUUUCGAUCCCAAUCUACUACAGUGCUGACCGGGACAAGACAGUCACGUGUUUCAACAUGCCGUGUGGCGGUAACCAGAGCAGGUGGACCCAGUGUGGCGCGGCACUUUUUUUAAAGAGUCAGUAAAAUGAUCUGGACACUAGAGUUGUACUUA
Molecule: messenger RNA, 42067 nt
Organism: Pocillopora meandrina
Lineage: Eukaryota; Metazoa; Cnidaria; Anthozoa; Scleractinia; Pocilloporidae
Source: the annotation of a GenBank genome assembly